CGGCGGAGCGUCCGGCCGGCAGCAGUGCGCAGUCGGCGCCGAGCAGGAGACCCUGUGACUGCUCUGCCCGACAUGCUCCGGUGCUCGGCGGGGUGGCCCGUGCGUGCGACUGCUCCGUUUGGGUCGUAUGUGGACAGUGAGCGGUGAACGGCGCCCCGUGACGGGUCGGGCGAUGCCUGUGCUCGGCGGCCGGCAGGGUCUGCGCCGCCUGACCGCCGGUCUGACUCUGGUGUUGACGUGCGUCUUGUUGAUGCAGUCAGCGCAUCGGCAGCAUCCGCGCUGGGUGUCCACGGAACAGAGAGGAGGGACAGAGGAGGACCAGCAGGCCGGCGAGGGCCCGACCUCUGUGAGUGACGUGCUACUGCGGCUGUGUCCUCCGCUGCACGGCCAUGUGGACUCGUCGGACGUGCCUGCCAACGUCCAGCACGUCCUGCGCUGGGCCUGCCUCCAGCUGGAGAAGCCGUCACCGCCGCCGGCCACCCCGACCGGCUGCAAUAAAACGGUCUCUUACCUGCCGAUCGGCCGGCUAGGCAACCUGAUGGGCCUGUACGCCAUCAUCUACAGCUACAGCAGAAUCUACGGCGCUGCCGGGUAUGUGGACGAUAAGAUGCUGACCAAGCUGACGCGCUACUUCCCUGGCCUGUCGCUGCCGCCCUCGUCGCGGCUUCCCACGGGGGUUCAGCGGCACAACAUAUCCUACCAGGACGCCGCCAAGUAUCUCGAGUGCGAGCCGGGGGAACACCACUCCCAGCCGCAGCAUUAUCUGAUUACCAUCUACCCGGACCGAAACGGCAUCGACCUCUUUCACCCGUUCUACUCGGAGCUGCGCCGAGAGUUUGAGUUCUCUGCGCGUCUGCAGCAGCAGGCGCAGACGUUCCUUCACUACGCGCGUGGCAAGCGCAGCACCGUCACCUUCAUCGGUGUGCAUGUGCGCCGUACCGACUACCGCGCAUACAUUGAAACCAAGUACAAGGGCGCGCUGCCCGACGAGGAAUACCUCAGCCGUGCGCUCGACUUCUACCGGCGCCGCUACGCCGACGCGCUCUUCAUCGUCUGUUCCGACGAGCUCGACUAUGUAGCCAAGCAGCUGCACGUGCGUGAGAGCAAAGACAUCGUACUAGCCGGCAACCGGAACCUGGAGGACCCGGGCCGCGACAUGGCGCUGCUGGCGGCCUGCAACCACUCUGUGGUGACGGUGGGCACGUACGGCUUCUGGGGCGCCUACCUGGCCGGCGGCACGGUGCUGGCACCCGAACAGCAGACGCACAUGACCAUGGGCGACCGGCACGCGCCGCUGCUGGAGAUCCAGCUGGCCGGCGCCGACAACUGGGUGGCGCUGAGGUGAUGGAGGACCGCGGCCAGAUGAGCCGAGAGGAGGACCGCGAAGGCCGGGAACUGGGAGGGGCAGCAGAGUCCAGGGACAGCA
Molecule: messenger RNA, 1426 nt
Organism: Amphibalanus amphitrite
Lineage: Eukaryota; Metazoa; Arthropoda; Thecostraca; Balanomorpha; Balanidae
Product: galactoside alpha-(1,2)-fucosyltransferase 2-like
Exons: 1
Coding region: 128-1345 (405 amino acids)
Biological process (GO): carbohydrate metabolic process
Cellular component (GO): membrane
Molecular function (GO): galactoside 2-alpha-L-fucosyltransferase activity
Source: RefSeq, a predicted model, not a curated record